Messenger RNA from Branchiostoma belcheri (Belcher's lancelet), 5679 nucleotides. Its product is annotated as synaptic vesicle glycoprotein 2C-like. NCBI's taxonomy places the organism in Eukaryota, Metazoa, Chordata, Leptocardii, Amphioxiformes, Branchiostomatidae. Gene Ontology annotation, molecular function: transmembrane transporter activity. The coding region runs from base 871 to 2835 and encodes 654 amino acids. The transcript has 13 exons. Gene Ontology annotation, cellular component: membrane. Gene Ontology annotation, biological process: chemical synaptic transmission; transmembrane transport. The record is from RefSeq and is a predicted model, not a curated record.
CUGGCUCUGGGAACGGUGGCUGAGGAGUUACCGAAAUGCCAACAAGGUCCUUCCCUGGUCACGUGACCUGAUCACAUGACCUGAUGCCGUCUCUCCUUGCCUCCCGACCACAGCUGGGCGAGCGACGGUCUCCGCAAGUCAGCUGAGCAUCCUCCCAGCUCCCCGCAACACGCACAGGACAUCUUGUGCAAGUCUCCUCCCCCUACCAUCUCAUCUACAAGCAUCUGAAUACAAGGAUAGCAGGCUCCCGCAACCAACCUCACGUCAGUUCUGCAAGGGCUGGAGCGAGUCGCAGGGCGAUAACGUCAGGAGUUUGAACUGUGAGGGAGAGGGGGGAUUACGUCGUCAGAGAAUUCUGAUCGGAAAAGCUCCACGGCCUCAAUCACUGCAAUCCUGCCCUUGGAGAAGGUCACAUUGAGAAUUUUUUUACCCCCAAUGAAAGGACUUCGUUAGUUGGAUUGCUGCAAAUUACAAGUGUUGGGAGGAAGAGGGAAUAGUUGUCGUGGCAGAGCCACAUAUCUGAGACGUCGUCUGUAUGCAUCGCUGCGACGCCUCAUCCUUGAGGAAGGUUACAAUCGUGGGGGUUUAUCUACCAUCAGCUGUCCGUGAUUGAGAUGCAGCGGAGCAGCCUGCCGCUCUGAGCUGCCCGGAUAUUCCACCAGUCUGCUCAGCUGAGCCAUCGCUGCAUGGAGUCGCCGGCAAAAUUACCGGGGCAACAAGAUUUGUGGCUGACGGGAAUGAGUUUUGGGAUGACAUUACGGAGAGCUGUAAUCCCACUGUGAAUUCAGCGCCCAUUAUUGAGGAACGCCGCAUCAAUUAUUCAUUACCCCACACUCACUGCAGGCUGCGUUCUCAAUCCCCAAACCCAACAUGGAGAACGAAUUCUCAAAGUCGGAGAAGCUGGGCUUGGUGGAUCGGGAGGGGAACCGCUCCUACACACAACCCCAGCCUGAACUAGACGGAGAGCUGAAGAAGGACCCGGAAAAGGACAUUGAUACGACAAAACCAAUCAAACCUCCCAAAGACGUGGUACCGGAUCUCUCCCCUACCACCCAACUUGCACAUGACUAUGAGAACGCACUGCAAGAGGCAGGCUUCGGGAGGUACCAGUGGACAUUGUUUGCUGCCCUGGGCUUGGGACUGGCGGCAGACGGAGUGGAAAUAUUCGUGGUUGGAUUCGUUCUGCCCAGUGCUGAGCGUGACCUCUGUCUCACUGACCAGAGGAAAGGAUGGCUAGGUGGCAUCAUCUUUCUGGGCAUGAUGAUAGGUGCAAUCAUCUGGGGCAGUGUUUCGGACAAGUUGGGGAGGAAAAUGACGCUACUCAUCGCUCUCGGCACCAACGCACUCUUCGCCCUGAUCUCAGCCUUCUCCACGGGAUACGGCUUCUUCAUGUUCUGUCGCCUCUUCAGUGGGAUAGGGAUUGGAGGUUCCAUACCCAUCAUCUUUGCCUACUAUAGCGAGUUCCUCCCCACUAACAAGCGAGGCGAGCACCUGAGCUGGCUGUGUCUGUUCUGGAUGGCAGGAGGCGUCUACGCUUCCGGCUUCGCAUGGGCCAUCAUCCCUCAUGCAGGUUGGGCCCUGAGCAUGUCAGGUAUCCACAGCUGGCGGGUGUACGUGUUUGUGUGCUCCAUCCCCUGUGUCCUCUCCUUCAUAUCACUCUUCUUCAUGCACGAAAGUCCACGCUUCCUUCUGGAGGUUAACCAGCAUGAUGAGGCUAUCAAAAUCCUGAAGAAGGUUCACGACGUCAACCAUCGCUUCCAGGAGGAGCUGGUCUAUCAGGUGACCAAGAUUGAUCUGCCCCCGCCAAAGAAUGACGAGUCAACGUUUGUGGAGAUCACAGAAGACACGACAACGUCCGCGGGAAGGUGGUUCGUCAGGGUCAAGACUUUCAUCGUCCCUGCCAUGAAGAACAACUUGGAGCUGUUUAAGAAGGACUAUCGCCGCACCACUCUCCUCCUGCUGGCUGUGUGGAUCUCACUCGCUUUUGGGUACUUUGGGCUGAUCGUGUGGUUCCCAGAAAUGAUCAAACAUAUCCAGAUCCAGCGUUACCUGGGCGAGACGGACCAACUGUACGACCAGUCCGUGUCCAACAUUAACGUCACCAAGAACUUCCAGAACCGCGCGUACUACAACAGCAACUUCACCAACGUGUGCUUCGACAGCCUGAACAUCAAACACGUGACAUUCUCCAACUGUCUCUUCACAAACUGUUCCUUCAACAAGGUGUCGUCCAGCGAGCUUUUCUUCAAGGACAGCAGAAUCAGCAACACGGUCUUCAACUACACAGACUUCUUCGACUACAAGUUCAUACGCACCGUCCUGGACAACUCCUUUUUCUACAACCUGCGGAAAGGCUGUCGUCUGGACUUUGCCGAGAACUACAGCGCGUACUGGAUGUAUUUCGUGGCGUUCGUCGGGACGUUGGCAGUCUUGCCGGGCAACAUCUUCUCCGCACUCAUGAUGGACCGGAUAGGGAGGCUGUACAUGCUGGUUGGGUCCAUGGCGAUCUCGGCGGUGAGCGUGUUCUUCAUCUGGGUGGGCAACUCGGAGUCGAACAUCGUGGGGAUGUCCUGUCUGUUCAACGGAGUCACGAUCAUGGCCUGGAACUCACUGGACGUCAUCACAACAGAGCUGUACCCCACCGGGAAAAGGUCGACUGCGUUUGGUCUGCUGAACGCCAUGUCCCGUAUCGGAGCGGUGAUCGCCAACGUGCUGUUUGGCCAGAUGAUCGGCAUCAACAAGGCGGUUCCCAUCCUCCUGACCGCCGCCAUUCUGGGAUCCGGCGCGGCCGCCGCCUGGAAACUACCCGACACGAAAAACGUGGCUCUGACGUGACGUAAUCGUUGCUGCUAGUCCACCACUCAUCCGGCCCAGAGUCUUGCCAAGAAUCAAAUAAGUAAGAAAGUUUAAUAAGAGGAUUAUCGUCUGUGCUUUCUGUUUUUAUUUAGGAUCCUUGUGAUCUGAAAAAAGAAGAUUGUGCAAAAUUACAACAUUUCUGCCAAAAGAGAGCUAUGAUUUUGUUUGACAAGUCUUCAUGAUCACUGCAUGAUUCAGAGAUUAUGUAUUCUAAUAUGACUAGUAAAUCUGUUUUGUGACAGUCAGGUUUUCAUAGAAACUCUUUUGUAACCUCCAAACAUGGGUUCCAAAGUCAGCUAUCCAAGACACCAAGACGUGAUGUGUUCUUCCCUUGUUGCCGUGGUUUCUCUAGGGUUGACCAAUGGAAAUGCAAGUUUCCAAGAGUGUAACUUAGAACUAGAAUAUUUGAACCAAUGAAUGUGAAGCUGAUAAUCGACCAAUCAGGCAAGCCAAAACAAAAAAGUAAUACAAAUGUAUUGUGUAAACUGAUUGUUUAUUGGGUGAAGAAAUAUAUACAUAUAUAAAUAGAUAGAUGAGUAGAUAGCUGUAUUGUACAUAAGAAAAGAGCUUAUUAUAUUGGUGCUCUUGAUGUAUAACUUAAGAGAUACAUUCGGUUUGGGAUGAUAAACUGUCAAUUGUGACAUUGCUUGAACUGGUGCUGGGAAAUAUCAUGAAGACACUUGAUCAAGUAUUUUCAACUUUCUAUGCCAAUACUCACAAGUUUAGUGACCUUUUCCUUUGCUCAAAGCUGCAAAGUUCUUAUCUGCUAUUUUUCUGGUAAUAUUUUCAAACAAGCUCAAUACUAUAAAGCAGGCCUUGCCCCAGAGGUGUUGCCAAAAACAUCUAACUGGAGCAAUGUCACCAGUCUAAGCUUUGUCACCAUAGAUGGUAGAUCCUCUCAAAAUGCUGUGUAUCUUUUUUUACAUGCACUAAGUGAAGAGUUAUAGUCAAGUGUGUCACUGAGCACAUAUAAAGUGGUGCUAGCUUAGAUCGGAGAGCUGUGGUCGUGAAAGCUUGGUACGACUGAAUUCUAAGUGUAUAUAGUUGUUGUAUUGUCCACACCCCUCGUACAGACUUGUGUGAUCUGUUGACUGAGGUUCCAGUGAUGUAUGUAGUGGUAUGGGAGCAGCGUUUUCCCGUUUUUAGAAAGAUUUCCUCCAUGUCUAUAUUGCUGCGCAGUGAUAGAGUCCUGUAUAUGGUAGAUGAAAGUGUUUAUGAUAUGCUGUGAAAUUAAGAUGUGAAAUUAAGGGUCCUUGUAAGAUGUAACUCAGUGGACAGUAUGCUGAAGACAUCAUCUCUAUUGUUAUUCAGCCUAUAAUGGAAGAAAAAAUAACAAUUGCUGAAGACAUGCAGCUAUAUGAUAUGUAAGUACGUACAUUCAAUUUCUGCAGCAACAACCUGUUCCAGUAUCAGUUUGCCCGAUGUAUUGGGCAGAUAGGCAACAUUCUUUCAAGUUUUGACCCCUCCCCAAAUACAUUUUAUAGAUGGACUGAAGGAAUAGUGAAUUUCAAUGUCUGUAAUAAUGAUGUCAGUCAUCAUGUGAUCCAGGGAAUUGCAUAAUCAGGCAACUUUAAUUCGUGAGUUUUUCCAGUACAGUGCUAGAAAAUGAGAUAAAAACUUCUGAGUAAGUUUGAUUCCUCCCCACUGUAUCCCAACAUGGGAGUAUGGUCUAAUUGUACUCCAACAUGGCACUAGGAUAUCAUGUUACCCCAGGAUUUGUCUGUAUGGGUUUGCAAUAUGGUAUCAACCAUGUGUCAGGUAUUUGUUGAGAGUACUGGGCUAAACCAACAUUCAACAUAGGGAUGCUGGUAGAUCAUUCUAAGGGGUGGCAAAGUCGUUGUUAUAAUGUGCUUGAGUCUAGUGACACUUUGUUCUAAUUCAAAAAGAUUUUGCAAUAAUUGCAAUGAAGGAAAAGCCUUCAGUGCACCAAUAUGUGGUACUACUUAAGAGCCAUGUCCCUUAGACUACUAGUAUCUCAUAGAACUGUUGUAAAGCAAGAAGUUUACAUGGAGCUUGGUUGAACUAUGGUUAGCUGUGACGCUCUGUAGGCAUUAUGUUUUACUGUUGAUGUGGUAUUCUGUAUACAUGCAAGAACGCCGUUUCUUUCUCUUCACUUCAAGUUAUUUUGUGCAUCUCAGUUUUUUGCCGUGUGCUCUUUGGGUUUGACUUUUGAGCAAAUCCAUUUAGCAGCCAAUGAUUGGUGACAGAGUUUUAGCACUUGAUGGAAGAAUAGAAUUGUUAUCUGUAUGUGUGACAUUAUUAAGGCAGAAGCCAAGUGAAGUGGACAAAAAGUGUUCAUGAGAAUAAGGGAAAAAAUACUUUAUUGUACAGAAGUAGAUGUAAUGUUCAAUAUGGUGAAAUCAGUGUUUCCUACUUGUUUUAGGUUGUUUUAAUGGUUUGGUUAUUUUGAUGUAGAAUGAUAUUUUUGGCAAUCAGAGUGAUAAAUGUUGAAAUGUGUUUUCACCAGUCAGUUCUAGGAAAAUGCACGAAGCAAUGUGACUACUAGAGAAAGUGCUACGAAAAUGCUUGUUAUUAGCACAGAAUACCCAGAGCUUUAAAAAGGAUGUGUAUGUUUAAGUAACAAUAGGGAUUGAAAGGAAUGAGAACAGGGAAUGACACCCAAGUUGUAAAGCUUUUGUGGUCUGGAAAAAAAAAUGAAAUGAAACCACUACUUUAGAAUGUAGAUAACAGCAAAUGUAGGACAAUGUGUCUGAACUGAAAUCUUGUAUAAUUUGUAGUCACUUCUGUGAGACGUUGUGGGACAACAUUUCUGUAUGUGUAGGUGUAACAAUAAAGUAUAGUGAUGUCAAAGUGUGGAGUGUG